Hyalella azteca is the source of this 1615-nucleotide messenger RNA. RefSeq names its product probable G-protein coupled receptor AH9.1. Gene Ontology annotation, biological process: G protein-coupled receptor signaling pathway. Bases 316 to 1380 code for a protein of 354 amino acids. Gene Ontology annotation, cellular component: membrane. Gene Ontology annotation, molecular function: G protein-coupled receptor activity. The record is from RefSeq and is a predicted model, not a curated record. Lineage: Eukaryota; Metazoa; Arthropoda; Malacostraca; Amphipoda; Hyalellidae. The transcript has a single exon.
UGCUUUGACUUGACGGGCUAAACGACAUAGGAAAUUUCAGUGAAAAGUGUAUAAAAAAAAUGACGUGAAAAUUCUGAAAAUGCUCGAACGCUCCAAGUUUGAAAGAUAGCAACAAAGAGGAGAAGAAAUCAUAAGAAAUUUUUCGAUGAGUUAAUAUUUGUUGGAUUUGCAAUGAUUGCAACAGAUGACUCCUUCGUUCGAAAAUCUUUAUUUCGAACAAUUAUUUGGAAAAGCUGGAAAUCAAACAUUCAACACAAUUAAUAGAGAAAUAGGCAAUUACAACAAACGUAAGGAGUCUAAGUCACUAAUAAUAAAAUGCAUGCUCUGUGUUUCUGUUUACCAACGAACUACUCGGAGUUUGCUGUGAACACGGUAGUUGCCGACCUAGACCGUGUGUGCCACAUAGGGUAUGUGAAUUUCUUUCCCGUGUUACUGGCCAUGAACGUGGUUUCCAACACAGUUAACGCAGUUGUGCUUAUCAGGGUGCAACUAAAACAUUCUCCUACGCCAUCAAGACUCUACCUCUUCUGGCUUGCCGUCACGCAUUGCCUAACCUGCAUUCCGGUCUUGGUCGGGGCUUCUGUGAGGAACAGAACGAAUCUUCCCCGGGGUUGGGCCUUCUAUUUUGCCCAUAUUGAAGUCCCUUUGUAUAAUUCCCUUAAUUGUACCUGUGUUUUUAUCAUUGUAGGGUUGUCUCUGGACCGAUACAUGGCGAUGAUCGACCUCCACAAGUACUCUUCUCUGAAGGAAUUCAGGAACGUGCCAAGAAGGAUAAUUUUCGCGUAUGUGUGUCCCUUAAUAAUCUAUACACCUAUGUGCUUCGUGCACGAGCCUGAACUUAACGAAAGCGGAAUCGACUGGAGAAUUUCCGACGAUGACAGUCCUCUUUUCUCGAACAAAUGGUUUAAAACCUGGGCCGUAAUUUCCCAGUUUCUGCACAGACUCAUACCGGCCUGCCUCCUCACCCUCAUCAACGUAAGGUUGCUGCUCGCCCUCAAGAAAGUUAGCGAGAAGCGCAGCCAAAUGCACAAGCGAAGCAUAAGCCGUUCUCGGCGCGACGGUCAACUUGUACAUAUUUUAUUCGCCCUCACAAUUAUCUUUAUUAUCACAAGUGUGCCUUCGGGAGUAUUGUAUAUAAUUUACGUGGUGACUGACAAAGCUUGUGAAAUAAACCCCAGUGGGGAGAUCGUGCGUAUUGUUGGCAACUGCCUCGAGAUGGCUGGGUACUCAUGCGACUUUUUCCUUUAUUUCCUCAUCAACAGAGAGUAUAGAAUGGAACUGCGUUUAAUUUACAAGGCCAUCACGAAGCCAUUCUCUGCAGGAUCAGCGCACAUCAACACGGGCAACCUCGAGUCCAACACGGGCACUAACGAGCAUUAGUCUAUUCUUAAAAAAACGUAUUACAGGUGUGAAAUCCAUGAAUUCUAUAGUUACUCGCACAGAAAUAAAUAAACAAAUGAUAUUUUUCUAUGUUUCGUUAAUAGACACAUAUAGUAGAAGUGUCUUCCAAGCAGCCUUACGGUGUUGAUAUCAGAAAACAUUCGAAUGCACAACUAAUUAAUACCUAUCGCCAGAUUUGAAACGCAUUGUUCCAAAAUGAAGUUUAAUGGCAAAU